This is a messenger RNA of Odontomachus brunneus, 4877 nucleotides long. RefSeq names its product serine/threonine-protein kinase Warts-like (gene wts). Bases 1103 to 4375 code for a protein of 1090 amino acids. The transcript is spliced from 5 exons. Gene Ontology annotation, biological process: regulation of organ growth; peptidyl-serine phosphorylation; positive regulation of apoptotic process. The record is from RefSeq and is a predicted model, not a curated record. Lineage: Eukaryota; Metazoa; Arthropoda; Insecta; Hymenoptera; Formicidae. Gene Ontology annotation, molecular function: protein serine/threonine kinase activity; ATP binding; protein binding.
UUGGACUGUGUGUCCAAGCACGAGUGACACAACCAUGUCCAUAGAUCUGUUCUGUUUUUCUUUUGUCAAGCUACGUUAACUCUCAAAGUGGGUUGCAAAAUGACUUAGACACAGUGAAGUUGAGACCUCACUAAACUAUCAAAAUUAAGAAUCAUUAUUGUGCUGAAUUUGUCCAGUAAUUAUAUUAUUAAUUAUUAUUAUAUAUUUGUCAGUAUUAUUCAUUAUUAUUUAGUGUUCUAAUUAUAUUAUCAAAUGUUAUUGCAUAAAUGUAAUGAUAAGAGGUUUGUUCUUUUUUAAGGAACUUUCUGAAUUACUAUACACUGAUAAGUUUAAAUGAAAUAAAAAAAUCUGUUCUCAAAAGAUUUCUGAAUUAGUGCAACAUGUUAGAGUGAAACAAGUAUAUUUUCUUUUGUUUAGUGUGCACUAGUUCAGAAGUUCUUCAAAAGCAAAUAAACCCAAGAUAUGAUUGUUUCACUUUAACUUCAUCAGUGUACACCAGUAUAGAAAGUUCUUCUAAAAAGAACAGACUUAAUGACUCUCAAUUAUAAUAGUUUGGUGUGCUCUCAAUUACAGAUAGACAUUGAAUUAUUCACACAUGGAGUUGUAUUCUUAAACUUGCAAUAUAUUUCUCUUGAAAAAACCCCAAAAUGAUAUAGCUUGAUGUAUAUAGAUUUCAAUGUUGGUCGUAGCAUUUUGAGAUAUUAAAACUGUACAUAAGACAGAAGUAGUAUUUAGUACUUGGCAAAGAAAAAGAGGAGCCAAAAAAAAUUGCAAGAUAAUGAAAGUACAGCCAUCGAGAACAGACCUUAUGUUUCAAGAAUGGUGUCUUUGUAAACGAAUAAAUUAGAACAAUGUUCGUUUGUUGCAUGCAGAAUCAUGCUUUACAUGAUCGUGCGUUUCCAACGUAUCGUAUAUAUUAUUAGUUGUGGACAUAAAUUAAAGAUACUCACUACAAGUGACAAUAAUCGAAAUGAAACGUAAAAAACAGAGAAAUAUCUUUACUCACAACACUUUAUACAUAGAAGAUCCCUGUUGAUAUACCUUUAUAUAUAUGUCGCAGCCGGAUUAAAGCUAGGUCCCAAAGGGCCUAGCAUGGGCCACUAUGAAUCCACCCGCGGUCAGCAAAUUGAGCACUCGCGGCUCUGGAUAUCACCAGAAGGCGUUAGCUGAGAUCCGCAACUCUUUGCUGCCGUUCGCGAAUAUCGGCGGAGCUGGUGAAGUGGGCUCUAGUGCUGCCAGCACUAUUUCCACGUUAUCCACGACUAGUGGCAUCAGUUCCGCCUCGGGUCUCAGCGGAUUAUCCGGGGCUUCAGGCUCAACUCUCGAUAAACCAGACCAACGGCAGGCACUGUGUCAGCUUUUGGCUAUGGGUUAUUCGGAGGAAAUAGGAGUACGCGCCCUCAAGCUUGGCGGCUGGCGACUGGACGCAGCAAUGGAGUUCUUGAAGCAGGCUCAAGGGGAAUCUCUAAAUGGGCUUGGCAAACUGAACACCAAGCUCAUUCGGAAGCCGAGUCUCGAGAGAGAACUGAGUCUCCAACGCGGUAGCCCCGCGUUGGACAGCGGGGCGGGUAGCUCACGGUCGGACAGCCCACGUCUCGCGGAACUCAGUCCGCAUCCUCAGCUGAGCCGGCAAUACUCGCCGAGCAAUUUCGUGGAGCGCGAACCGCCACCGCCACCGCCGCCGAGAUGCAGCUCCACGCCGCCGCCACCUCCGCCGCCCCAUGCUCCGUACAGCCAGCCCAACGUACCUACCAAUAUGCAGCAGAUGCUGAAGCGGAUGUCGCCGGCGCCGGUUGUGCCGACGAGAUCGCCGGCUGCCGCGCCCGGCAGCGUCGGCGGCGCAACCACGUCGGUGAAUCCGCCGCAGAGGGGCACGAGCCCGGUGGCGAGUAGCAACAGUAACUCCAGCAGUCGCCAGCCGAUGAUCGUGCAGAACGGUCCGCAGGUGCAGCAGCAAUUGACGCAACAGAUACAGGCACUCAGCAUUUACCAGACGGGCAACGGGAACGCGAGCGCACAGGUGGAACCUCCGCCGCCGUAUCCUGUGCCGUCUUCGUCGGCUGGUCCGGUCCAGCCGCCCUCUUACAGCGCCUCCAUACAGAACCGACAGAGCCCAACGCAAUCACAGCAGGAUUACCGCAAGAGCCCUUCGUCAGGCAUCUACUCCGGUCCAACGUCCGCUGGAUCCCCGAGUCCUAUCACCGUGUCCACUAUCUCGCCGAAUGCCACGCAAACGUCGAUGGCGAGGCCGACGCCGUUGCAGGCGUGGGGUGCGCGACAAGCGAAGACGCAGCCGCCGAUUAUCAUGCAGUCCGUGAAGAGUACACAGGUGCAGAAACCGGUGCUGCAAACCGCCAUCGCACCUACGUCGCCUCAGCCGAUCUCGACGACCAGCAACACGCCACCACCUCCGCCCUCUUACGCGACGUCCAUUCAGCAGAAGCAACAGCAGCAGCAACCGCCGCCCGCUUACCCGCCGGUGAACAAUGUCGCCACGGCAUCCGCUAGUAUCGGUGUGCCGACGACCGAACCGCCCAGUUACGCCACGACGAUGCAGGCGUUGGCGGCGCAGCGCGGCAUGCACCAUCCACCGCCACCCUAUGGUACACCCACGGAAAGCAGCGCGGCGAUCUCUACGGUGGAGAGCGGCAGCGCGCCGCGAUCUUCCCCAGUCGCGCAUCAUCCGCCUCUCCAGAGGAAAUAUUCGCCGGCCGACAAUUGCGGCCAGCAUGUGGUGGAAACACCACCGUUGCCACCAGUGGCCUCGACCUCUGUGUCCGCGAGAAGCAACAAUCAUUCUUCCUUACCCGAUAGCGGCAACAGUAGCGGUAAGAGCGGUAGUGGUGGCGGCGGCAGUGGUGGCUCGUCGCCUUCUUCCUAUAAGAUCAAACAUCAGUCACCGAUACCUGAACGCAAGCAUAUGAGCAAGGAAAAGGAGGAGGAGCGCAGGGAUUGCAAGGUGAGGAACUACUCGCCGCAGGCGUUCAAGUUCUUCAUGGAGCAGCAUGUAGAGAAUGUGCUCAAGUCGCACAAGCAGCGUCUUUACCGGCGUCUGCAGCUGGAGACGGAGAUGGCGAAAAUUGGCUUGAGCGAGGAGGCGCAGUGUCAGAUGAGGAAGAUGCUGUCGCAAAAGGAGUCCAAUUACAUACGGUUGAAACGGGCGAAGAUGGACAAGUCGAUGUUCACUAAGAUCAAGCCGAUUGGCGUCGGUGCAUUCGGCGAGGUCACGCUCGUCAGAAAGAUCGACACUAAUCAGUUCUAUGCGAUGAAAACGCUGCGCAAGGCCGACGUGCUGAAUCGCAAUCAGGUCGCUCACGUGAAAGCCGAGCGGGACAUAUUGGCCGAGGCCGACAACGAGUGGGUCGUCAAGCUCUACUACUCGUUCCAGGAUAAGGAUAAUCUGUAUUUCGUGAUGGAUUACAUACCUGGCGGCGAUCUCAUGUCGUUGCUUAUCAAGUUCGGCAUCUUCAAGGAGCCUUUGGCGAGAUUUUACAUCGCCGAGCUCACGUGCGCGGUCGAGAGUGUACACAAAAUGGGAUUUAUUCACAGAGACAUUAAGCCCGAUAACAUCCUAAUCGAUCGGGACGGCCAUAUCAAGUUGACCGAUUUCGGCCUCUGCACAGGAUUCCGUUGGACUCACAAUUCGAAAUAUUACCAGCAAAAUGGCCAUGGUAAGCAAGAUUCAAUGGAUCCAGCUGACGACUGGAACAAAGAGUGUCGAUGCACACAACUAAAGCCAUUGGAGCGUAGACGACAUAGGGAACACCAGAGGUGUCUGGCACACUCUUUGGUGGGCACACCGAACUAUAUCGCGCCGGAGGUUCUACAACGUACAGGAUACACGCAGUUGUGCGACUGGUGGAGUGUGGGGGUGAUUUUGUACGAGAUGUUAGUCGGUUCUCCACCGUUUCUUGCCAAUACGCCCGCUGAAACUCAAUAUAAGGUUAUUAAUUGGGAAACGACGCUUCAUAUUCCGAAGCAGGCAAACCUAUCGCCGGAAGGUAUGGAUCUAAUAUUGAAGCUUUGCGUUGGCGCGGACCGUCGGUUAGGUAAGAACGCGGAUGAGGUCAAGAGCCAUCCGUUUUUCGCGAGUAUCGACUUCGAGAAGGGUCUGCGCCGUCAGGUAGCCCCGCACAUACCUCGCAUACAGUAUCCUACUGACACGAGUAACUUCGAUCCCGUGGAUCCCGACAAACUGCGUAAUUCCGAAUCGUCGGACUCGAAUAAGUCGGACGAACUGUUGGAUAACGGCAAACCGUUUCACGGCUUCUUCGAAUUCACGUUUAGACGUUUCUUUGACGAUGGCGGCGGUCCCUCGUAUCCUGGUCGGAUAAGCUUGGACGAUAAUGACAAUCAAGGUCCCGUCUACGUAUGACAUUAGGCGUAACCACGGUGCCUCGCUCGUCAGAGCCUUGUUCAUAUCAAAAGCUACCGCGUCUUGACUUUUCCACACUCUGGGAAUCGCGUGUAAAUACCUAAAAAAACAAAAGAAAGAAAAAAGAAAAAUAAUCUCUAACAAGUGUAUCGCGUGAUGAUUCUCGUAUUACCGAGACUCGCGCUCUCCUCGACGAAUGUAUGUAUUUACGCAUUUUUUUAAGUGCGUAGAAAUUUUGUGAGACAAGUCCCUAAUUCGUUGCAAUGAAAAUAUUUUUUAUUGGAGGAUGUUUUACCGUGUAACACCGUAUUAUAUUCGUUACGUAUUCGUUUUUUUAUGUCGAGACCUUUAUAUUGAAAGGAACGCGAGAAAACUUGCGCACGCGUGUGUAAAAGGGCAUAUUUAAGAAGGAGAUGGGCAUUUACAACGAUAUACAAUGUGAACGCGUAGUCUCUAUCGCAUUAACUUUUGGACGCGCGUUGCACGACGCAUUUUUUUUUUU